AUGUCCACGCCGCCAGCCCCUAAAAGGCGUCGCGUAGACUCUGUCGGCAUCCACAAACCCUUCGUCUCGCCUUUGAAGCGCAAUCCCUCGACCGCCGGCCCUCCAAACCAAGCAACCACUACACCAAAGCCAGUCACCCGAGCAGCCCCUCAAGCGCCAGCAACACCCUACACACCCCUCCGCAGCAGCAAUCUCAAAACCUCCACACCACUAUCCCACCACUCUCCCGAGAUCCUUGCAGCGCAAACCCAAGUCCGCGCCCUCGAAGCCCAGAUCCGCGACUUGCGCAGUCAAAACGGCAUCUUGACCCAAGCCCUCGACAUCACCACUGUCACACCUACAUCCUCACACCAGCAACCACGCCUCCUCAGACUAGAAGAAAAAUGGCGCAAAGCAAGCCAACAAGCAGCCGAAGAAGUCUUCUGCGACUUUGCGGAAAAGAUACGAGAUAAUGGUGGAUACACUGCUUUCCUGAAACAACAGAGUAGACCCAAAUCUUUCUUUGGGGAUGAGCGAGAGGAAGUGGAUGAAACCAAUGAAGAAGAUUGGAGAGACGAGGAAGGCGAUUGCUUGACCGAAAGAGGAAAACGGCAACGAAGAUGUGAGAUUGAGGAUAGAGCCAAGAAACAUGAAGAGGAAGAGGUUGAAGAAGAAGAGGAAUUGACACUGGGGAGUAUGUUGCAGGUGCUGAAUAUUCCUCCUGAUGUCAUUGGUUGGGAUACCAAGACUCAGGCGUGGAAGUGA
This is a messenger RNA of Aureobasidium vineae, 744 nucleotides long. Lineage: Eukaryota; Fungi; Ascomycota; Dothideomycetes; Dothideales; Saccotheciaceae. The record is from the annotation of a GenBank genome assembly.